This is a messenger RNA of Manis javanica (Malayan pangolin), 910 nucleotides long. RefSeq names its product lipocalin like 1 (gene LCNL1). Lineage: Eukaryota; Metazoa; Chordata; Mammalia; Pholidota; Manidae. Gene Ontology annotation, molecular function: small molecule binding. The record is from RefSeq and is a predicted model, not a curated record.
GUGGCCAUUUUAGGCCCCUGCCCUGGGCCCCCCACUCAGAAUGCACAGCACCUCUUCAGCCUGCCUGCCAGGCCCCUACCCAGGCAGACCUCAGCCAUAUCCUGCAGGGGCACCAAGAUUGUGAGCUCAGAGGCUGGCAGGCCGGCCGCCCCAGGGCAUCUCAGGGGCAUAAAGGCAGAGCAGCAGAGGCCACCUCAGCUCUUCGGCCAAGAGCCACUGUCUACGAUGCUGCAGACUCUGCUCCUCGGCUCAGUCCUCUCCCUGCUUGCGGUGUCUCCAGGCCAGGCCGAAAUCCCCAUCCAGGCCAACUUCGAUGCCGGCCAGUUCCAGGGCACCUGGUAUGUGGUCGGGAUGGUGUCAGAUGACCAAGGCUUCCUGGACUCCAGGGACAACAUGAAGAUGCCCGUGGUCUUGGUGACCCCCUUGGCCAAUGGCGACCUGGCCCUCAAGUUUGGGUACUCCACGCCCGACGGUGGGUGCCAGAAGAUGGACAUGACCUUCACCAAGGGCGCAGUGGACGGGCAGUUCAGCAACACGGCCAUGGCCCAGACUGACAUCCGGGUGGCGUCCACCGACUACACACACUUCGCUGUGUUGUACUUCGAGACGCAGAAGGGGGACGACAGGAAUAUCUGGCUUCAUCUCUACGCUCGGGCCCCAGAGCUGUUUCCCGAAGGCGCCCAGAAGAUGCAGCAGCUGGCAGCUCAAGUUGGCCUGAACCCCAGCCAGGGCGCCCUGCUGCCCAAGUCGGACCAGUGCACCGGCGCCUUCUCCUAGAGAGGCAUCCAGCCCAGGAGUGCAGCAGGGGGCCAUAUGGCUUGCUGCUCCAGCACCCAGCCCUCCCCAAAGAACACCCUGUUCUCCCCACCCCGCCACAUCCCCAGCACAAUAAACAAGCUCCCAAAGCCAA